AGCAGCAGAAUCUUCUGAGGUCUCCUCAUGCAGGCUUGAGAGACCUCGUCGUGUCGGUAGGUGGAUAUUCAGCUGCUGGGUCAUGCUUUGACCAUUUUUUUUCUCUGUUUAGAUCUCGAGGACAUCAUAUUUGCAAUAUUAAAAAUUCGUAAAUAUCCAAUUGAAGACAUAAAUCCCAGGAACGGAUAGUAUAAUUCACGUUAAAAAGGUGCAUCAACGGAAGACAAAUCAACUCUAAAUUUCAAUUUCGGCACGUCACACGCUCAUCUUUUCACUGAACGGAAAAUCACGCCAUCUGCCCUAAGUAUUUGGACUUGAAGAGUACAAUUAUUGUUUGUCUUUUUAUGUCGACAAACAAACCGCUCCUCACUUAGCAUUACGCGGAGCAAUCAGCACCUAUCCUGUCUAAACACGUGGAAAAUAAUAUAGUGAAGGCCGUGAGAACAGCGACAGAUUUACAUCACAGUCAUAUGUGGUACCAUUUCGGUGUAGGUCUGCCAUGAUGAGGUGUAAGGUGUUGAUAGCGUGUCUUUCAGUUUCAAUUGCGAUUACGCUUGUUACGUUCGGCGGGGGCAUGAUUUCUACAAUUUACCCUGCUCUCCUCAGAAUAUACAGACAGCCACAAUCAGAGAGGACGCAAGGACAGAACCCGGCGCAAGGAUUAAAAUGGAACAAAAUAACCGAGGUAGAAAGAAAAGAUGCCGCCAGACAAACAUGUUCUCCGCAUUUACAAAGUGAACAUAAUGGUUUCGAAACAGGGGACAGCAUCGAAACGAUCCUUGGUCGUAUCAAUUCGACUGAUCCAAAGUGGACUAAAAAAGUUGACAAUUGCUACACCUACGACGGGAAGCAGUCACCGAUUCCCGGGAGCUUGCUAGAGAAGAGACAGUGCCAAAAGAGAAUGCCAGUAGCCAUAGUCAUAGGCGUUAAGAAAGGUGGUACAGGUACCCUCAGUAGGUUCCUCGGUCUUCAUCCAGUCAUCUCCAUAACUAGGGAGAUGCCGUUCCCUGGAAAACAAGUCAAUGCUAGUUCUAUCACUAAAUGGAUCCAACUUAUGCGUUUCAGUAGUCCGUUCCAACUAACCAUGACAGAAAGUCCCGGUUUCUUUCAUUCUCAUUUGACCUUGGUCUUCCAAUCGUACCUAUCGUCCAGUGUCAAGUUUUUUGUCAUCUUACGGGAUCCUGUUGAUAGGGCAAUCUCAGAGUACCUCCACUACGUAGCACAUUCCAACGCUCCCAAAGAUCGACCCUUUGACAUGAUCUACAAGAACGUCAGGAUCCAGGAAACGUUCGAAAAGACAAUACUGGAACCUGGCGGUGAUAUUGUUGUAUCAAAGUUCACAUGGCUAGGGCUGUAUAUCAUUCACAUACAAAAAUUACUGAAUUUAUAUGAGAGAGACCAAUUCAUGUUCAUUGACGGUGAUGCCUUUGCGAAAGACCCUUACCCAACUAUGUCGAAAGUAGAAGAAUUCCUUGGAUUACCAAAGUUCUAUAAACGAUCACACUUUGUAAAGUCCAAAACAAAGGGGUUCUUCUGUGCGCAAGUGCCGGAAAGACCCGAUUUCGGAUGUAUGAUCCCAUCGAAAGGACGCCCUCACCCCAAAGUAUCUGAGGAUGUCUUGAGAAAGCUUCAGGACUUUUAUCGACCCUACAACAAAGCGCUUCGUGACCAACUUGGAUUGAACUUUUCUUGGAUUUAUAAGAAGAAAUAGGAGAUUGAUAUUGAAUAUGAAAAACGGAAUACUUUUCCAGUUUCUAUCACUGUGAAUAAUACAAAUAUCAACCAAGGUUGGCUAGAUGACAUGCCACGUUCAUCACAAAAACUCUCACUAGGUAAUCGUAAUUUUAAAAGGGGUGGAGCAAAACACAAUUCGAUGAAAUAUUGAACAUAUACAAUCCCCUCAAUUUAGGCCAUUUUCAAUAUUUCGUCUUAACUUUCCAUUUUGAUGACAUGGAAUGCAGAGGCAUUAAAUAUGAACUCUCCCGGUGUGAAACUUGAUAGUCAAACAAAGUGAUAGUCCACAAAGCAUUCACUUACCU
Messenger RNA from Strongylocentrotus purpuratus (purple sea urchin), 2039 nucleotides. Its product is annotated as heparan sulfate glucosamine 3-O-sulfotransferase 1-like. NCBI's taxonomy places the organism in Eukaryota, Metazoa, Echinodermata, Echinoidea, Camarodonta, Strongylocentrotidae. The coding region runs from base 500 to 1711 and encodes 403 amino acids. Gene Ontology annotation, molecular function: [heparan sulfate]-glucosamine 3-sulfotransferase activity. The transcript has a single exon. The record is from RefSeq and is a predicted model, not a curated record.